Astyanax mexicanus (Mexican tetra) is the source of this 1987-nucleotide messenger RNA. RefSeq names its product zinc finger protein 239-like. Gene Ontology annotation, cellular component: nucleus. The record is from RefSeq and is a predicted model, not a curated record. The transcript has 2 exons. The coding region runs from base 119 to 1294 and encodes 391 amino acids. Gene Ontology annotation, biological process: regulation of transcription by RNA polymerase II. Gene Ontology annotation, molecular function: RNA polymerase II cis-regulatory region sequence-specific DNA binding; DNA-binding transcription activator activity, RNA polymerase II-specific. NCBI's taxonomy places the organism in Eukaryota, Metazoa, Chordata, Actinopteri, Characiformes, Acestrorhamphidae.
GGAACUUGAGUUCCGGAAGUGUACAGCUUGAGUGUUUUGGGGGGUUGAACCGAAUCGAGGAGCGAUUUUUUUUAACCAGCGGCUCCUUUAACAUCAGAUAAACGAAUUAACAAAACGAAUGCUGUCUUGGUUCAAGUUUUCUCCUACUCUUUGUGUCAACUUUCCUACCUGGCUAAAGUUUACCUCUGCAAACAACCAGUCAGCAGAUUUCACAAAUAUCAGUGUUAAGCUUAGGUUAAGCACAAGGCAUCCAGAGGAAUUUCCAGUUUCUGCAGAGUCUCUGUUUGCUCACAGAGAAAUUAAGCCAAAUCAAGGCAUGGAGAAAACUCACCGCUGUUCUGACUGUGGGAAAAGUUAUGCUAAAAAAUGUAAUCUGACUUUACACCAGCGCGCUCACACUGGAGAGAAACCAUUUCACUGUUCAGACUGUGGGAAAAGUUAUGCUAAAAAGAGUCAUAUGAUAAUGCACCAGCGCAUUCACACUGGAGAGAAACCACAUCACUGUUCAGACUGUGGGAGUCGUUUUUAUCAACUGUGUCAUCUCAAAAAACACCAGCUCAUUCACACUGGAGAGAAACCGUAUCACUGCUCAGACUGUGGGAAAAAUUUUAUUCAACUGAGUGAUCUUAAAAAACACCAGCGCAUUCACACUGGAGAAAAACCGUAUUGCUGCUCAGACUGUGGGAAGAGUUUCAGCGACCCGAGUACUUUUAAAACACACCAGCGCAUUCACACAGACGAGAAACCGUAUCACUGCUCAGACUGCGGGAAGAGUUUUAAGCGUCAGGGUGAUGUGAAACGACACCAGCUCAUUCACAAUGUAGUGAAACCUUAUUACUGCUCAGCUUGUGGAAAGAAUUUUAACAGCCUGAGUAAUCUCAAAAAACAUCAGCGAUUUCAUACAGGAGAGAAUCUGUAUUGCUGCUCAGACUGUGGGAAGAGUUUUACUAGUCCGUGUGAUCUGAAACGACACCAGCUCAUUCACACUGGGGAGAAACCGUUUCACUGCUCAGCGUGUGUAAAGAAUUUUAACGACCUGGGAAAUCUCAAAAAACACCAGCGACUUCAUACAGGAGAGAAACCGUAUCACUGCUCAGACUGUGGGAAUAGUUUUAAUGAACUGAAUCAUCUUAAACCACACCAGCUCAUUCACACAGGAGAGAAACUGUAUCACUGCUCAGAGUGUGAGACGAGUUUUAAUCGUCUGAGUGAUCUAAAACAACACCAGCUCAUCCACAGCGAAGAGAAACUGCAUCACACCUCAGACUGUGAGAAUAGCUUUAACCAUUUAUAAACUAUGGAUUUUCAUUCAUUGCAGGGUGUUUAAAAAUAAAGAAUUCUCCAGUGAGGAUAAUGAUAGUUUAGUAUUAAAGCUUUUAGCUUAUAGUAUCACAAAAUUAUUAUAAAGAGAAUUCAGAAUGCAUAAUAUAUAGAACGUUUAUGAAUGCAAUAUUCCCCAUUAAAUAUAUUAGUGAUCACUAUUGUUAGACUACAGAUUCCUUUCAAUUUUUAAGCAAAGUGUCAUGCUUUAUUCUCUCAAUAAUUGACUGUUUUACAAAUAAACAUCUAAUGGUAAUAUGAUCUUUAAUAAUAUCACUUCAUGAUAAUUAGGCUGAUUUUGAGACCAUUUUGCUCUUCCCAACAACUGCAAAAGUCUCCUGAUUUUAUCUGCUCCGAUGAUCCUCUAGGGGGUGGAGUCUAUAGUACAAUCUUUAUUUUCCAGUUUUCUCCUAGAAAGCAGAACAGUUGCCCAAUCAGGAAUCAUAAAUAUUAACAUGUUUAACUGUGGAACUGUUUACAAAUGUGAAUGAAAAGACUUGUCAACCAAUGAAUGCUGAGCUGAGUUAUACAGAGUGUAUAUAGGGUUUAUGUUUGUAUUCACUUCUAUUCUCACGUUACAGUAUGUUUAAGACUUAUUCAAGUAAGAUGGAGUAGUGGGGGUUGAUAUCUAACAGCAAAUAAUAUUAAAAAAUCUGUGGAAAAAUGU